CCAGAACUGCCUUCCAUUUCUUCAUUCUCUUCCUCAUUGCCUCAACUGGGUGGCCAGAGCGGCUUCAGGAGAGUCUGCACCACAGAUGAACCCACUGCCUGUCCAAUCCCUGGACUGGCAGCAGGCGUGCUCGAAAUGAGAGUGAAGGAAGGAAGCAAGAUCCGAAACCUCUUGGGAUUUGUAAUGGCUCGUAUGCAGAGAGAGGGACAGGAAGUGGAUGGGAGUCAGAUUCAGACGAUGCUGAGUGUGAAAGAGGGAGUGACAGUGGACAGGAUUCAGAUGGGGAAGAGGCAAGGAGAGGGAGUCAUGGACAUUGGCCGGAGUCAGACCCGGACCGGGCUGAGAGUGAGACAGGUGGUUUUCACUGGAUCAGGUAAAGGGAUCACCAAAACCAUAACAUGUGUUGAGAUCCUGAAACGGAAACUGGGAGGACUACACCAGCUAUCCAAGCUCCACUACAAGACUGUGAGUGAGGUGUGGGAGAGUCAGGAGACUGACGUGACACCCAGGUCCAGGAUGACUGUUCAUAAGACUGUUCCUGCUAUCAGUAUCCUGCUCUCCAAACACCCAUUGGACCCACGUGAGCCUGGGUAUCAGCCCCCAGAAACCCUGCUUGAUCCUAGCUACCAACCCCCAGGGCACCAGCCUCCUAGGUAUCAGCCCCCAGAAACCCUGCUUGAUCCUAGCUACCAACCCCCAGGGCACCAGCCUCCUAGGUAUCAGCCCCCAGUGACGCUAUGUGACAGUGUGAAAAUUCCACCUCGACCACGGCUCGAAUUCCGCGAAACACAACUGUUGUCAAUACCACUGACCCAGAAAAGCCAAACCCCUUUUUGGUUCCAGAGUGCCGGUACCUCUAGUUCUCAGGAGGGCAGUAGCGAUGCACGGAGCUGUACGCCACACCUGUAUGCCGCCUCGGAGAAAGAGAGGAAAACAACAGGAGGAGAGACACUCUACAGUCCUUGUUCAUACAUGUUGCCUGGUCCUGAAGCCAAGAGAACCUGUAUGGAGAACCACCUGUUCCCCUCGACUCCCUCAACUUGAAAGAAACUUGAGUUCCAUCUGCUCUGUGCUCCUGUUAGACACAACAGAGAAACAGAGGAAAGUGAGGAGACAACUGGAAGAGAUUGCUUUUGAGUAAAUGUUUAAAUUCUAGAAUAGAUUAUUAAAGGUGUAGUGGGUUAGGAACAAAUAGUAAACGCCUACUUUUUCAAAUUAUAUUUCAGUAGUUUAGGAAAAAUGUCUCAUAAAAUKAUGGCAAAAUGCUAAAUAAAUGUAAUUUAUGUAUGAUAACGUGCAACAACAAAAAAAAAAACGAAAAAAAUCGUAAUUUUAGGACCUUGUGCUGGUUAGGUCUUCAGCUGCUAGCUAACGUCCUUGAAUUUGUCACUAGU
Salvelinus sp. IW2-2015 is the source of this 1394-nucleotide messenger RNA. RefSeq lists its product as uncharacterized. Gene Ontology annotation, molecular function: RNA binding. Gene Ontology annotation, cellular component: ribonuclease MRP complex. The record is from RefSeq and is a predicted model, not a curated record. NCBI's taxonomy places the organism in Eukaryota, Metazoa, Chordata, Actinopteri, Salmoniformes, Salmonidae. Gene Ontology annotation, biological process: tRNA 5'-leader removal.